Coregonus clupeaformis (lake whitefish) is the source of this 4391-nucleotide messenger RNA. It is a transcript of the gene ext1c, whose product is annotated as exostoses (multiple) 1c. Gene Ontology annotation, cellular component: membrane. The record is from RefSeq and is a predicted model, not a curated record. The coding region runs from base 1677 to 3902 and encodes 741 amino acids. Lineage: Eukaryota; Metazoa; Chordata; Actinopteri; Salmoniformes; Salmonidae. Gene Ontology annotation, molecular function: glycosyltransferase activity. The transcript has 12 exons.
GGUACCUCGGCGCCGCGAAAACCAAUCACAAACGCAGGGGGCGGGUCGUCUUUGGAACGUUGUGUAUGUUAAAAAUGGACAAUUUAUCGCAGAUAUCCAAAUUCCGGUAUUGCAGGAUAACGUGUGCGUGCAUGCGGAGGUGAUUUGCAAAUGCUUGGCCGAGGAGUGAAAAGGAAAUUGCCUGAGAGGGGAACUGCGCUUUGUUUUGCUCCCCUCGGUGAGGGUGAGUUCUCUGUCGGGAGAAAGCAGGCGGAGCGCACUGGAGGUGUCGGCAGCCCUACCCGGAGAUAGACUAUUAUGUCUGUAUUUUGUCUUUUCAAUAGCCUAUAUCAAUGACUGCAUGUUGCACUCCGGAAGUAAUAGGAUUAUUCUCAAUCACAUAAAACUGUAUAUGGACAAGUGUUUAUAGACAGAGUGGUGAUCCUGCAUGUGAUGUCGUGCUCAGUGUCCAAGGGCAUUGUGCCUACUGUUCAAUAUUAAUUUCAUAAGGGAAUGAGCAUAGCAUAGCCUACGGAGUCCGCAGGCUCGGGUCAGUCCCAUACUGUCACUGUUGACAUUCUACGAGUAGCCUAUGAACCCAACCGAUGGCAGCGCAUUUAAAUGCUUGGUCUAUUUGUAGCCACAACGAUUGUUUAUUUCCCCUAUGCAUUGUUUCUAUAGCUUCUACCGAAUUGUAUCAACGCCCUCGACACACUCAUGCUCAGAUUAAGGGAGUGCAAUACGGGAAUGAUAGACACCAGGGAUAGGCUGUAGUCUAUUUCUCAUAUAGGCUAACCUAUACUGCUGGCACGAUGAAUAUUCAAAGAGAGUGAAUCAUAUUAAAUAAUUUGUUAAUUUCCUUGCUGCAGAGAAAGCGUGCGGUUUAAUGUGGCUCCAGGUAGGGCGAACACCCAAGUUAUGCCACUGUGGAGACGGAGAAAACUGUCAUUGUAAUCGCAGACAUGGGCGGAGGGAAUCGCCGUGGUGAUUAUUAUUUUUAUGGACGCGCCCGGUGUGUAUGUUUGCGCGUGUCAGUCGUGUAACACAAUCAUGUAAUAGAGUUCGUAAAUCGAGAGGACAGUCAGUGCGAAGUGCCUCAACGACAUCGGGGUAUUGAUCUACCCUGUACGCAAACACAACGUGCCGCUGUAGCUAGAGGAGCGUCAAGAGAACAGAGGCGAGCAAGCAAUGACAGAUUUUGUUGACAACUAUUGCUGACAAAUCACGAAGAUUACCGACAAGGACUUACUUUUGAAAGUGGAUGAGACUGUCUGCCCGUCAUUUCCGUAGGACCACAAUAAGUACAGGAGAGACCCGGGAGACAGCGGGCGCCAUGAGGAGGCGAGGAGGGCUUGAGAGAGAGGAGACAUCGCCCUUCAUCAUCCUCAGCAUCGGGCAGCGCAGGAAGUGCACAUACGCGCCACAGCGCCACAGCACCCGAAUCUGAGAGAGAGACGAGAGAGAGAAACAGGAGAAAGUGGCUUCAACAUCCAUUUAUUUAUCCUCAAUGGGCUCAAACUGGAUGGGACCAGACUUGGAAGCGACGAUGUCCAAGUUACCACACCGUUCUAUAUUGGAUCCUCCUUGUUAGGCCUUCGAAACAACUCGCCCACCGCUGUGAGGCUUAUAACUGAGGGGCAGAGAGUGAGAAGGAGAGAGAGAGAAAAAGAGAGAGAAGGAGAGACACUCUGGGCCCCAUGCAGGCGCGUAAGAAGUAUGUCCUGCUGGGGCUGUGUGCUUGCUGCUGGCUGCUGCUUUUCUACUGGAGCGGCGGGGUCCAGGUCCGUCUCCUCAAGCUGCUGGGGCAGCAGAGGGGCGAGGUGGUGCGUCCCUGGCCCAACUGGACCGACCGGGCCCUCCUGCCGGGCUAUGCCCAGCUGGAGGAACUCCAGACGGGGCUGGGUUCCACCGAGUCCCUCCAGCAGCGUCACCAAGCCUGGACGGGCAUCUAUAAAGACAGUCGCUGCCGCAUGGAGACCUGCUUCGACUUUACAAGAUGUCGACGUAGAGGGCGUGACGGGUUUAGAGUGUACGUCUACCCGUCGGAGAAGGGCGAGCGCUUGUCGGAGAGCUAUCGUAAGAUUCUGACGUCUAUAGGCGAGUCGCGGUACUACACCACGGACCCUCGCGAGGCGUGUCUCUUCGUUUUGGGGAUUGACACUCUGGACCGCGACCAGCUCUCGGGGCAGUUCGUGCCCAACCUAGACGAUCGUAUCAAAGGUUACCCGCUCUGGAACGAGGGCCGGAACCACCUUAUCUUUAACCUGUACUCGGGCACCUGGCCCAACUACACCGAGGACCUGGGCUUCAACAUCGGCCAGGCCAUCCUGGCUAAAGCCAGCAUCAACACAGAACACUUCAGGCCCGGGUUCGACGUCUCCAUCCCCCUGUUCUCCAAGGAGCACCCCCUGAAGGGGGGCGAGAGGGGCUGGUUGGUGCGAAACACGGUGCCCCCACGCAGGAAGUACCUAUUGAUGUUCAAAGGGAAGCGGUAUCUAACGGGCAUCGGCUCGGACACCCGUAAUGCCCUGCAUCACAUCCAUAAUGGGAAGGACAUCGUGUCCCUCACCACAUGCCGUCACGGGAAGGACUGGGAGAAACACAAAGACGCCCGCUGUGACCAUGACAACCUGGAGUAUGAGAGGUUUGACUACCAGGAGCUGCUCCACAACUCCACCUUCUGCCUGGUUCCUCGGGGUCGUCGCCUGGGCUCCUUUCGCUUCCUAGAGUCUCUACAGGCAGCGUGUAUUCCAGUGUUGCUUAGUAAUGGUUGGGAGCUGCCCUUCUCUGAUGUCAUCCAGUGGAACCAGGCUGUCAUAGAAGGAGAUGAGAGAUUGCUACUGCAGGUCCCGUCUACGGUGCGUGCGGUGGGAAAUGAGCGGGUCCUAGCUCUGAGGCAGCGGACCCAGAUGCUGUGGGAGGCCUACUUCUCCUCCGUAGACAAGAUAGUCCUCACCACACUGGAGAUAAUCAAGGACCGGGUGUUCUCCCACGUCUCCAGAAAUAAGUACAUGUGGAACUCCUUACCAGGAGGCCUGCUUGUCCUGCCAGAGUACUCCACUCACUUGGCCCACUUCCCCUUCUACUACCUGAGCCUAGGGGUCAGUCCAGGUCAAGAGUUCACCGCCAUCAUCCAUGCCGUCUCCCCAUUGGUCUCCCAGUCUCAGCCAAUCAUGAAGCUGCUUCAGGUGGUCUCCAAGUCCAAAUACUGUACACAGAUCAUCAUCCUGUGGAACAGUGAGAAGCCGCCGCCCCACAGGAGUAAAUGGCCCCCCAUGCCUGUCCCCCUCACUGUGACAGACGGCAGGAGGAAGACGAGCAGUCGUUUCCUGCCCAACGUGGCCAUAGAGACAGAGGCAGUGCUGAGUCUGGAUGAAGAUACAGUCCUGCUGACCAGUGAGGUGAACUUUGCCUUCUUGGUGUGGAGGAGUUUUCCUGAGCGCAUCGUGGGCUACCCCCCCAGGAGUCACUUCUGGGACCCAGUGAAGCAUGCGUGGGGGUACACCUCCAAGUGGACUAACGAGUACUCCAUCGUUCUGACGGGAGCAGCCUUCUACCACAGGUACUAUCACUACCUGUUCUCCCACUACCUGCCCCCCUCACUGCGGGCACUGGUGGACCGCACCUCCAACUGUGAGGACAUCCUCAUGAACUUCCUGGUUUCCUCCGUCACCCACCUGCCGCCAAUCAAAGUGGCCCAGAGGAAGCAGUACAAGGAGCUGCCCAGCUCACAGGGUACGAAGAUGAGCGCUCCGUGGGCCAACCCAGAGCACUUUACCCAGAGACAGGAGUGUGUGAACAGCUUUGCCAGAUGGUUCGGCUACAUGCCCCUGGUCCACUCCCAGUUCCGCCUGGACCCCCUGCUCUUCAAGGACCAGGUGUCUGUCCUGCGCAAGAAGUACAAGGACCUGGAACGUGCCUGACGGGGACCGACAGACUGAGAGGGAAACACUGUGUGGAGGCCUGGUCUGGUGGUUCAAUGUAGAAAGACAGACAUGGGUGGACUGAUCUGAUGAUAAAAGAAAUAGGAAGGGGACCUAAAGCUAAGAGAGACUCCGCCUCCAGGGGUCUGAGACAACGGGCUAUUGGAGGAGAUAACAUAUGGAGGAGGCCUUAUGUCCCCUGUGAUUGGUUCUCCAUUGAUAAUGGAUGGGUGAAUGAACACUUGUUGAAGAUGUCACUCACUCCCAUUGCUGUUUGAAUGGAGAGGAACAGUAUUUCAUAUCGAAGGAAGGCGCCAAGAGGACAGUUAAUGGUGCAGUGCACUCCAGCACAUCUGCGAGUUGGGAAUGUCGCAAAGCGAUUGGUUCAUUUCACAUCACGUAAGUCGCUCUGGAUAAGAGCGUCUGCUAAAUGACGUAAAUGUAAAUGUAACUAAGACCAAUAAAAACAGUGCAAACGGUGGUAUUCAA